Penicillium hordei is the source of this 228-nucleotide messenger RNA. RefSeq lists its product as uncharacterized. The coding region runs from base 1 to 228 and encodes 75 amino acids. The record is from RefSeq and is a predicted model, not a curated record. The transcript has a single exon. Lineage: Eukaryota; Fungi; Ascomycota; Eurotiomycetes; Eurotiales; Aspergillaceae.
AUGCCGGUGACCUCAUAUGCCCAGGUGCGCCUAAUGGCACCCACGAAGGGACAGCGAGCACACUCACUUCGAUACCGUGAGUCUCAGAAGCCGAAAUCAUCACCACUGGCUACGUACUCUGAGAUGGCGGGCUGCAGCGAGGAUAGAGUUGAGAAUACUCCGAUCACCGAGUCGAUUUCCAGCAAGCGUGACAUUAAUACUACUUCAACCACAGAGUCGAUGGCUUGA